CAGGUGUCCCAACAGUACGAAUCUUGUGUGUGUUGCUAUACAGUUAUUUUCAGAUCACAUCUGAUGACCAAAUGAUGCACUUAAGCAGCGUCGCAGUGUUGCUGGUCUUUGCGUGCGUCUCCAGCCAGAUACUUAAGGCAGAAUGCCAAAGGCAAAAAGAGAGAGGAGGCAAAAGAGAAACGAAGCAAAGAUUACAGGUUCCGCCAUCGGACAGACAUGAUAGAGGUUCCAAAUCUGCCGGCGGGAAAGGAAUGUUCGAGGGCAGGUUCUCUGCCAAGGAUAAGGCUCAGUGCACCUGGGUGGCGACAGGUGAAGACGACUUCGUGCUUGGUGUCACCUGCAAGAAAGGAGGGACAAGUUUUGACUGUGCAUAUGUCGCCAAACCCACCACUUGUCCUCAGUACGGAUCCAACACCAAACAAUAUUGGAAACAAAUCGCCCGUUCGCUUAAAAAACAGAGGAAACUGUGCUAUGACCAGAAGUCGCUAGUCAAAGCGGGUGUGUGCAGAAAAGCACCGGAGGACGCACAUUUUAGACUCAGCCAAACGCCCAAGGAGACGGCCAAACUUACACCCCCUCCAUCGAAGGAUAAUGAACUGUGUCCAGACCAAAUUGAUAAAAAGACAUUUGCUGAAGAAUAUUGCAAUCAUUCGUGGACUUCUUUGUGUACCUUCCUUUUCACCAUGAUUCAAAACGAGGAUUGUUGAUGUUUCAUUUGAUAUAAUCUGCUGCUGAACCGUUUAUCAAACAGCAAUGGGUUCCUUCUUAAGGGAUUGGGCCUACAAGCAAACAUUUAAAGAUAUUAUUUUGAUAGCGUUUCAUAGCGUCUGAACCUACAUUAGUGUACAUAUGAAAAUAACGUAGAGCUAUUUUGUCACAUUCUCCAUGUUUACCU
This is a messenger RNA of Alosa alosa (allis shad), 895 nucleotides long. RefSeq names its product fibroblast growth factor binding protein 1a (gene fgfbp1a). Gene Ontology annotation, molecular function: growth factor binding. Gene Ontology annotation, biological process: cell-cell signaling. The coding region runs from base 72 to 707 and encodes 211 amino acids. The transcript has 2 exons. Lineage: Eukaryota; Metazoa; Chordata; Actinopteri; Clupeiformes; Clupeidae. The record is from RefSeq and is a predicted model, not a curated record.